This is a messenger RNA of Prorocentrum cordatum, 366 nucleotides long. The record is from the annotation of a GenBank genome assembly. NCBI's taxonomy places the organism in Eukaryota, Dinophyceae, Prorocentrales, Prorocentraceae.
AUGCUGAGCAGGCUGUGCAGCCGCGCCCCGAAGUGGGACGGCCACAUCAUCCUGCUGGGCCUCCCCCAGACGCAGGCUGGGCGCCCCGGCGGCAGGGGGCUCGUCACCGAGCUCCUCGAGACGCUGAUGAGAGCGCACAGCAUCGGGCUGCGCAUGCCCGACGCGCCCGGCGUCUGCGUGGUCGACCACGACGCGGAGGAGCGCAUGGCCGCGCUCUGCCUCAUCGAGCCCUUCCUGAGGCGGAUGGCGCACGAGGGCCACCUGCGCGCCAUCUCGGCCGACCCGCGCAACCGGGACAAUCUGUUGCUGUGUGCCCGCGUCGGGGAAGCGCGCGCUGUGGUGGCGCUGCCGGAGCAGCUGAACCAG